Messenger RNA from Scleropages formosus (Asian bonytongue), 2576 nucleotides. It is a transcript of the gene tmem65, whose product is annotated as transmembrane protein 65. Gene Ontology annotation, cellular component: mitochondrion. The record is from RefSeq and is a predicted model, not a curated record. The transcript is spliced from 8 exons. The coding region runs from base 386 to 1096 and encodes 236 amino acids. Gene Ontology annotation, biological process: regulation of cardiac conduction; cardiac ventricle development. NCBI's taxonomy places the organism in Eukaryota, Metazoa, Chordata, Actinopteri, Osteoglossiformes, Osteoglossidae.
ACGCUUCGCUGCGGUUAUAGCUCGUGUUGCGGGAAUGGUCACGCUUGACGUUACACUAGUGGAAGAACAUUGCCGAAGUUAAGAACGAAUAUUGGUAAAAAAUAAAACAAAAAAGACAUUAUAGUGAGUGGCUGUAUAGAGUAACUGGACGCGAUAAAAUCGCUGUCACUUUUUUCAGAAGGAGCUCGUGCGGUGGAAGCAGUGGCUGCCAGACGCGGCUCGAAGAAGAAGUGUUUACGAUCGCGGUCAGAGCCCGAUCAGCCCGGACGGCGUUCUUAUUUAUUACGACCCAGUACGAGAAGCUGUCAACCUGUACAGUACUUGUGGAGUUCGUCCACCUGGAGGUUUUCUGGUCCAUGCCGGCUUUUCGUCCAUCUCCAGAACGAUGCUGCCUAGUUUGCGAAAAGCCAUGCGGUGCGCCUUCGUGAUGACGCCCCGGGUAUCCCGGGUGAGGGUUCGAGGGGAGCCAAGUACAGCGCGCGCGCCUCUGCCCCUGACGUUUGUGCUGAGCCGUCGCCUGGGGACACAUCCUCACAAGGAGCCCAUGGAGCCGCUAAAUUCUCCGCGGGGGGCCAGGGACUUCAUCUAUAGCCUGCACCCCAGUGAGCGCAGCUGCCUCCUCAAGGAGCUGCACCGCUUCGAAUCCAUGGCCAUUGCUCAAGAGAAACUGGAAGUGGCCCCACCGACUGCUGCUCAGCUGAGAUACGUGCUUUUACAUAAUGCGAUUCCCUUCGUCGGCUUUGGCUUCCUGGACAACGCCAUCAUGAUUGCUGCAGGAACACAGAUUGAAUUGUCCAUAGGGGUGGUGUUUGGAAUAUCAACCAUGGCAGCGGCUGCCCUGGGGAACCUGGUCUCCGACCUGGCUGGACUUGGGCUUGCAGGUUACGUCGAAGCCCUGGCCUCCAGGCUGGGCAUGCAGAUCCCAGACCUGACACCCAAACAGGCUGACAUGUGGCAGACGCGAGUCAGUUCACACAUGGGCAAAGCUGUUGGGGUCACUAUCGGCUGUCUCCUGGGAAUGUUCCCGCUGCUGUUCUUGAAUGACAACGAUGAAGAGGAACAGAAGAGCAAGUCCUCAGAAGCCGGCGGAGAUUGAACUGCUCCCUCCCGCCAGCAUUUGAUUUCGAACGGAUGCUUUUAAGGGAAAGUGCUAUUGAUGGGAAAACUUUCACUACAGAAGUGCUCCAGCUUACUACGAGUCAGUUUGUCUCUGCUCUGAGAGACCAAGGUAAACUGAGUUAUUAACAGUACGCUGAUCCCUCGCUAACCGGUCCUCAUUCGUUCCUGAAAUCCAACUCAAUUUCGAAAAACUGGACAACGAAAUUACUUAUUCCAUCCACUGUUUUUGUAUCGGCAAAAAUACCAGUUUGUUCCAACCCCAUUCCAAGUUCACUCCAAAAUCCCUCUAAAUGAUGCUUAAUAUCAUUAGGAACUAAUAGAAUAAGACAGAAUUAUGGGCCUGCCUCUAAAAAGCGUCCUCACUAUUUAAACUUUUUCAAGUCUACAUUUGAAAAAGAGGUAAGAACAAUGAAUUUUCUUUUUCGUUCAUUGUUUUUUCAUCUACUUUUAAAUUCUGAAUAAAUAUGGCAAUUGGUUAAUUUGUUAUUUUAUAGUUAGUACUUUUAGAUGUUCUUCCUCCCCCCUUGCUGGUGCUGAUCAUGAAGGUAUCACGAGGCACCUGUAAAGCACACAUUCCAAAAGUGAGCUAUUUGCAGAAAUGUCAUUCAUAAUAUGAUAUAAUGUACAUAAAACAGGAAAAAAAAAAAAAACUGAUUUUAUAGUCUGGGAGAUUUCGAGUAAACUUACAGUGAUAGUGUGUGUGGACUGGCUGGAGGAAGACAAAAGCAACAUGUCACAUUUAAAUAAAUGAAUAAUGAGAAAAUUAAAGCACAGUGGGUCUCUUUCUCACACAGCUGCUCUGCACAAUUUUCAGAUGUGGUCUCAGCUUAUCGUGCUGGACCAAAUGCGCGAGACCAGAUACUUGAAAGCUCGGAGCGAUUAACCGGAAGUGGCAUUAAUCGUGUCCGAGCGGAUGUUUAAAAACGUGGAUAUCUGGCGACCCAUUAACGAGGGAUGAGUGUACAUAUUAACAGAAGCAUGUACUCUGAUGAUGCCUGUGUUACAUUUUUUUACAUUUUGUUAGAAUGACUGUUUGCAUUAAAAAAUGAGCAAUCCUUGGAUUUGUUCAACUGCACUAACCGCUUUUGUGGUUUUGACCGUGAAGAUGUCGGCAUAGUGGUAGUUUAGAUAGAUAGCUGGUUUAGAUAAGUCUCACCUGUUUCUGGAGGACCCUCCCUCCAGGUACCGCCAUGCUGCUGAUGUUGUGGUGCUGUGAUGCAUUCAGAUUUCUUUAUUGUAUUCUAUAAUCCUGCCAAGUAGCUAUUUUAAUUAAUUCUAUAUUAAUAACAGCAGGGUUUAGGUCAUUUGUUACCUUCUGGAGACUUGAAACCUAAAAUUAAAGAUUUAUAACACCAGAUUUAAUUAACCGGUAUUUCUUGGGUUGAGAUACCGAAUGUGUUGUUUAAAAUGAAGCACUUUUGGCUACUUGUGUGUCUAAUGUUAGAAGGAGAUGGAGG